Messenger RNA from Aureobasidium subglaciale EXF-2481, 1728 nucleotides. RefSeq lists its product as uncharacterized. Gene Ontology annotation, molecular function: nucleobase transmembrane transporter activity. The transcript is spliced from 4 exons. Gene Ontology annotation, biological process: transmembrane transport; nucleobase transport. Gene Ontology annotation, cellular component: plasma membrane. Lineage: Eukaryota; Fungi; Ascomycota; Dothideomycetes; Dothideales; Saccotheciaceae. The record is from RefSeq and is a predicted model, not a curated record. Bases 1 to 1728 code for a protein of 575 amino acids.
AUGACACUACUACCGAAGAUUACCUUGCCCUCUAGGGACACAAUCAAGAAAAGAUGCACGACCCUUGAGGCUUGGGCAUUGCCCAAGCAAGACUCGAACAUUGCGCCCGACUAUGUCUGGACGAACAAGGACAUGGAUCCUGUACCAAUUGCCGACCAGACUUGGAGCAUGUGGACCUGGGUAGCAUACUGGGCAACCGACGUGAUAAAUCUGGGUACUUGGGAAACAGCAAGCUCGAUUAUCCAGGUCGGUCUAACCUGGCGUGAUGCAAUUCCUAUUAUGGCUGUUGGCACUCUCUGUGUCGCUAUUCCGGUGGUACUGAACGGAGCCAUCGGUGCCCAUCUGCAUGUACCUUUCAGCGUUAUUGUUCGUUCUGGAUUUGGCUACUAUUUUGCAUACUUCUGCAUUGCAUCCAGAUGCAUUUUGGCCAUGUUCUGGCUAGGCAUUCAAAGUGCGAAUGGAGCUCUCGCUAUGCAGAUCAUGAUUAUGGCAAUCUGGCCGUCCUUUGCUUCGUACGACUGGGAUGGUCCAAACAACACACUGCCACUAAGUGGUGGCAUUAGUACCGCCGGCAUGAUCGCCUACUUCUUGUUCUGGAUCAUCCAAUUGCCCCUACUCCUGAUCCCUCCCACUCGACUCCGCUACCUCUUCAUCGUCAAACUCAUCGCAGCCCCAGUCACAGCUUUUGCAACUCUUGGCUACAUGAUCCAUAAAGCAGGUGGAAGCGGUGCAAUCUUCUCACAACCAGGCACUGCAACUGGAGAUACCAGGAUCUACCUCUGGCUAAGUUGCAUGUCCUCGGUGACAGGCGUAUGGGCAACACUUGCGUGCAACAUCCCCGACUUCUCUCGUUACGCCAAAGGUCGUGCUGAUGGAAAGCCAAACUACGCCCAAUACAUCCAGCUGCCAGUGUUGCCCAUCAUCUUUACACUAUGUGGUGUUCUCGGUGUCAUCACUACAUCAGCGUCGAAAGUCGUGUACGGAGAAUUCUACUGGAAUCCUUUGAAUAUUGUAGAGCAAUGGCUCAAGAACGGACAUGCUGGAAGAGCGGCAGCAUUCUUCGCUGCAUUGAGUUGGUACAUCGCGCAGGUUGGUACGAACAUCACGGCCAACUCAAUCUCUGCUGCCAACGACUUGUGCGUUAUGGCGCCCAGAUACAUCGACAUACGUCGUGGCUGCAUGAUUGCUGCCGUGGUAUCUUGUUGGGUCAUGGUACCGUGGAAGAUUUUGUCUAAUGCAGAGACGUUCUUGAGUUUCAUGUCUGGAUACUCUGUCUUUCUCGCUCCUAUGGCUGGUAUUAUAGCAGCCGACUAUUGGCUCAUCAAGCGCCGCCACAUCGACGUACCAGCCCUCUACGAUCCACACGGUCGCUACAGAUAUGUGCAUGGCGUGAACUGGCAAGGACUAGUCGCGUUCCUCCUCGCUGUUUGUCCCAAUCUCCCAGGACUUGCAAACUCGAUUAACGGCAUUUCCAUUUCCGCAGGAGCGAAGCAUCUUUACGCAUUCGACUGGCUUUAUGGCUUCGUUUCUAGUAUCUUUGUGUACACUAUGUUGAGCAAGAUCUUUCCGACCAAGGAGGCGCUGAUUCCAAAGUCGGUUUACUCUUUGGAGGUGGUAGAGGGCAGAGAAGCAAGUUCGGAUAGAGAUGUUGAAGGCGAAAGUCGUACAAAUUCUGAAAAGCAAGGGUUCGGCAGUGCUCAUGCUGUGGAUAUGGGCAAGGCUAUAUAG